This is a messenger RNA of Dermatophagoides pteronyssinus (European house dust mite), 821 nucleotides long. RefSeq names its product RNA-binding protein MEX3B-like. Lineage: Eukaryota; Metazoa; Arthropoda; Arachnida; Sarcoptiformes; Pyroglyphidae. The record is from RefSeq and is a predicted model, not a curated record. Gene Ontology annotation, molecular function: RNA binding.
UAUUUUUUCUUUCGUUUGAAAAAAUUCAACAUACACGAUCCAUCUACAAUGUCUUAUGAUAAUAUAAAUCAAUACGAUCAACAACAACAACAACAACAACAAUUAACUUAUUUAUUAGACGAUAAUAUGAAUAUGACCAAUAUUCUUUAUGAUUCACAAUCAAGUAAUUCAAUUUUCGGUGAUAAUAUAACUAAUACUGUUAAUCCUACAACAACAAUGAUGGGCCAAAAAUUUUCUACUAAAGUUGCUGUAAAAAGUUCGGCACAUGUUUCCUAUAUUGUUGGUAAACAAGGUUCGAAAAUACGUCAAAUACGACAAGAAACCGGUACAUUCAUACAAACACCGGUAAAUGGUGAAGAACCAAUAUUUGUUAUUAGUGGUGAUAAAGAUAGUGUACAAUUGGCUAAAAAUAAAUUAGAAGAAGCGGCAAAUGAAUUUGAUUUCAAUAUAUUUGUUGAAGCAUGUACAUUUAAAGAUGGUGAUCGUAUACGUAAUAAUUUAUUUUUACCUGCACGUUAUAUUGGUUUAGUUGUCGGUAAGAAAGGUUCAAUAAUUAAACGUAUUAUGGAAUCAAGUGAUACAACUAUUGUAACACCUAAAGUAAAUACAUUGAAUGGUUUUAAAAUUCAUGGUAAAGUGGAAAAAAUUCGUUUAGCAAUCGAUAUGAUUAAAGAACAUAUACUAUCAACAAGUAAUGUUAUCAUUGAUGAAAUUCAACAAAAUCAAUUUGAAAUAACAUUACAAAUCAAAGAAUGUUAUCAAUGAAUUUUGGCCAUAAAUUAACGAUGAUUAUUUAAAAAAAAAAAAUCUCUAUUUCCGAA